This is a messenger RNA of Gorilla gorilla gorilla (western lowland gorilla), 1642 nucleotides long. RefSeq lists its product as uncharacterized. The coding region runs from base 352 to 1005 and encodes 217 amino acids. The transcript has 5 exons. NCBI's taxonomy places the organism in Eukaryota, Metazoa, Chordata, Mammalia, Primates, Hominidae. The record is from RefSeq and is a predicted model, not a curated record.
GAGAUAUACCUAAUGCUAGAUGAUGAGUUAGUGGGUGCAGCGCACCAGCAUGGCACAUGUAUACAUAUGUAACUAACCUGCACAAUGUGCACAUGUACCCUAAAACUUAAAGUAUAUAUAAAAAAAAAAGACAUCACUAGUGAGCACGCUGUAUACGACAUCGCUAAUGAGGACGCUAUAUAUGACAUCGCUGAUGAGGACAUUGUAUACGACAUCACUAAUGAGGACACCAUACAAGGCAUCGCUAACGAUGACGCUGUACACAACAUCACUAGUGAUGACACCGUAUAAGACAUCGCUAAUUAUGACGCUGUAUACGACAUCGCUAAUGACACCAUACAAGGCACGCUAAUGAGGAUGCUGUACACGACAUCACUAAUGAGGACAGUGUGCAAGCCAUCGCUAAUGAGGACACUGUAUAUGACAUCGCUAACGAGGACACUGUACAAGGCAUUGCUAACGAGGACGCUGUACACAACAUCGCUAAUGAGGACACCAUAUAAGACAUCACCAAUGAGGAUGCUGUAUAUGACAUCGCUAAUGACACCCACAAGGCAUGCUAACGAGGAUGCUGUAGACGACAUUGCUUAUAAGGACACCGUACAAGACAUCGCUAACCAGGACACUGUAUACGACAUCGCUAAUGAGGACAUUGUAUAUGACAUCGCUAAUGAGGAUGCUUUACAAGACGUAGCUAAUGAGGUUGCUGUAUAUGACAUCGCUAAUGAGGACAUUGUAUAUGACAUCGCUAAUGAGGACGCUCUAUACGAUAUCACUAAUGAGGACGCUGUAUACAACAUCGCUAAUGAGGACGCUGUAUAUGGCAUCGCUAAUGAGGAUGCUGUAUACGAAUUCGCUAAUAAGGACGCUGUAUAUGACAUUGCUAAUGAGGACACUGUACAAGACAUCGGUAAAAAAGAAGAUGCUGCCAAUGAGCCAUUGACACUGGAGAAUGAUACGUACCCUGAAAUAACUCACUUCCUGAGGAAAAAGCGCCAUCUCUAGGAUUUGAUUGUGGAGAGCAUAUCUGAUGAUGGGGAUUUGUAGGACUUUAGAAAGCACUCAUGUUUCCAGCCUCACUGUUGACUCCUGGCUUAAAGGGAUCUCCCGGGGUGAGUGAGGAGGCGGGAUCGGACCCUGGCAGUCUGACGGCAGCACCUGUGUUCCUCUGCACUGGGCCGUGGAUGACAUUACACACCUUGCCACUCCCACGGUCCUGUGUGUUCCGGAUAUUUAAAAAUAAUGGCUAUAAGGUUGAGCACUUCAGGAUAUGCUGUUUUGCUGUGUGCAGAUGGAGGCAGUGGCUGGAGUGAAUGAACGGCAACACUUGCUGGCAACCGGCAGAAGCUGAGAGACAGGGAACAGGCUCUCCUCCAGAGCCUCCAGGAGCCAGGCCUUUGGACACCUUGAAUGUGGGCUUCUGGGAGACCAUGCGUUUCUGUUAUAAGCAGCCCAGUCUCUGGCAGUUUUUACGGCUGCCCCCGAACACUCAUCUAUACCUGUCUGACAAGGUCAAGCUCCAAGGAAGGGAUUCUCUACAUAUCUACAUUGUUUGCAGAUUUUACAAUAAUCAUUUAUUCUUGCAUGGCUGAUCAUUGUUAACCAAUACAAAUAAAAUAAUAAAGAAAUGACCCACAUUUUA